UCAUCACUAGCGUACUGGACUAUCAUUUCCCCCAACGGACGUCUCUCGGAGUGUCGCACGGCACAUUUUCGGCUAGGAAGCUGCAACAAGAUAAACAGACAAAAAACCAUUCACGUGGUGAUUAUGUUGACGAGUUAAAUGGAGUUAGUAGCCAUAUGCUUCCCGGUGCAUAUCGCGGAAUUUAUGUCUAGAUUGCCUUCGAGGAGGAAUAUACUGACACACAACCAAAGAUAAAGCAGCCGUAUGAGAAGAGACAACUCAAUCCGCCCAGGCUCUGUGCAGCCCUAGAGCGCCAUCAUGCUGGCCUGCAUUCAAAGACGGCAGAACUUGUCCUCGUCAUCACAGCAUCUGACCUGCACGCCAAAAAGACUUGAUGCCCUGACGCCGCCAUUGCUGCUACCGGUACGGCAGCAGCAGUCAUGCACACAUAAAGACGAGCCACCCUCGGUGGCCUCCCGGUACCCGUCUCCCGCCGAGCUGGACGCCUUCGCCAAGAAGAUCGCCAACAACCCGCUAUCCAUUAAGAUCUUUCAGUCGGACAUCCGAGUUCCGCAACACAAACAGCUGAGCAAGAUGGUGAACGGCCUGGACACAACGGGCCAGUGCUACAGUCCCUACACACAGCCCUACUACCAAGGCUUGUUGGCCAUCGGUAAGGCGGCAGCGGUGGCGCCGACAGCGGUCAAAGGUGUAGUGAAGAACUCUGAGGGCAAAAGGACUAAACACACAAAUAGCCAAACUUGCAUGGCGCCGUAUAAAACUCAGAAUAAUGGCUACUCCGUCAGGCACAAGGCGUAUCACGUAAGCUCGUGUAAGCCCGCUGAUGUUCCAGGGGAGACGCUUUGUUCCAACACCGCCGAUCCCACCCUGCUCCCUCGCUCAGAGCUGGCAGAGGUUCAGAGCCUGAUGAGACAGAUGAGGAGGGUCCCCCGAGGUCCCGGGGUGGCGCCGACGCAGUGUGGCGUCGAUGGGGCGGCCACAGCAGUGGCGGCGGUAGCCCACUCGGACUACGUCGCCGGUGUCCCACUGCCGCAGAGCAGUAUGGCGUUCAGCGGGGCGGUGGUGCCCACGCAGAGCGCCGCCCACGCCGGGGACUACACGGCGUGGCAGCGCCGGCAUCAGAUUGCGGGGCAGCAGACAUAUCAGACAAGGAUGUACGGCAUCGGUGCGGUUGGACAAUCACCCGAAAGCUGCCUCCCGUACGGGUUGCAACCUCCAAACGCGGGUCAGGAGCGACUCGCCGCCAUGCAGGGUCACUUCUCUGUGCGACACUUUUUCACCCCGCUCUGGGACAGUGUCGCCGCCACGCCUAACAGCGACUGCUACACUCCUCAGGUGCUAGCGACGGGUACGAUGGCGCCCCAGCAUCCCCGCCUCCACCCCAACCACUACCAGACGCAUUUCCGGCCUACACCACUUGUCGCUCAUCCUCAGGUCUACAACGCAGACCACAACGUCUGCUGCGGGCCGCCGGGUGCAAGUACGUGCCACGCUGCGGCGCUCAGCAGAAGUCUGCAGUCUCUGGAGUGCCUCAUCAGUGAGAUCCACCCGCCCUGCAUCAAAGAGAGCAUGCUGGGCCACGGCUAUGAGGCUGCCGGUGCCACGCAGCACCAGCACCACCACCACCAGCCUCAUCUUCACGCCCACAUUCAGCUCCCCGUCUACAGAUGAAACGCAUCAAUGUCUCAAACGCCAAGACAGGAAAAUGAUAAUCAUGACCCCAGAUUGAGGGUUAUCUGCUCUUCAGCUGCCAUUAUUCCUCAGUGAAUACUCAUUUACAGCACCUACACUAUUCAUUAUUUGCCAUGACAAGUGAAUACUUUGCAGGUUACAACAACAAUAUACGUACACACACACAAAAAAAAAGUUACUUGAAUCUUGAAAGGACCUCCGGUAACGCUGCUCUUUCUGGAGGAGUCUACACUCAGGCUUCCGCAAUAUGAUUCUUGGGUGGGGGGGAAAUAGUUUGAUCGUGUGCGUUAAAAGAUGUGAAUAUUUUUUUUUUGUCAUGCAUUACUGAUGAGUACAGGAUGCAUCUAUGAAUAUUCUGUCACAUUUUAACAUCAUUUUUAUGUCAUCUGCUGCAGAAUUAUUCCCUUGCUUGUUUGCCUUGGAUUGACUUCAUUAUUAUUUUGAUUAUUUUUACUGGCCACAACAUUACGAACGCAGUCAUAACAGCAAACCUACCAAGUCUGUUUAUUUCAGUCACUUUUAAGGAUAUUUGGAUAAAAUGUCGUCAUGUUUUUUUUUUUAUUUUCAUAUAUAUUUACACUGCUUACCCUCGGAACAGAUUUGGUCCCAUUUGACUUCCACUAUAAUAUUUGUACUGCAAUCCUGAUGAAUUAUCAUGCUUUUACCGUGAAAACUUCGUCAAUCUACUUUCAAAUUAAAGGGAUUUUCAAAAACCAUGUAAAAUAUUAAAUUAAUUCGUAAAAACCUGUUGCUAAAAACAACAUGAUGUGGUGACAAUGAAACAUUUCUAUGAGCAGGACCGUUUUGGGACCUAAGGGUAACAAGUGUAACCAUUUUAGCGGGGCCUCAAUGGUUUUAUAUUGUUAUCGGAGGUCACAUUUUGGUCAUCUUGUUGUGCAGGUGUACCUAAUGUUGAGGCUGGCGACUGUAUGCUGACACAUAUAAGUUCUUCUCUGGAAUGUUGUGGCAAUACUACACACAAUCUAAAUAUGGUGGGUACUUCCUUGUGUGUGUGUCUGUACUGGUUCAGUACUUAUUUAUUUAUAUGUCUGCCUGUUGAACUGUAUGGAAAAGUGUCUAUUAUUAAGAAGUGCAAUUAUUAUAUCUAUAAAUAUGAGGUAUGUUGUUGAAAUGACUACACUUGCAGCGGUGUAUGUUUCUGACCUUAAAGCCCCGCCCCCUUUUCCUCCCGCUUCCUGAUAAGAAUUGUCAAGUAAAUGACAUUUUCUGGACCCAAAUAUUAUCAAUGUCUGUUAUUUUCUUUUUCUUUAACAAAAAGAGUUUUCAAAAAAUGCUGUAUCAACAUUUAGCUAGCAAUACAAAGGGAAGUCACUUCCCUUUAUUCAAAAUAAAAUACAUUAUACACAUGAAUACAGUGAGGCGUUGGUCUAGGUUUUAUUGCAGUACUAUCCAGGAGCAAUGAAUUAAUUCUGUGAUUUUUGAAUCUAUCUUACUUUAUUAAGAUCUUGCAAGUUUGACUCAUAUAUAAUAUGUUAGCAAUGUCUUGGCUUGGCUGCAC
Messenger RNA from Doryrhamphus excisus (bluestripe pipefish), 3211 nucleotides. RefSeq names its product protein FAM222A. Lineage: Eukaryota; Metazoa; Chordata; Actinopteri; Syngnathiformes; Syngnathidae. The record is from RefSeq and is a predicted model, not a curated record.